AUGAAGCUGGAUAGCACACCAGGAGACAUGAGUGGGUGGAGGGAAAUGGACUUCGCUCUCAACUGCACCUACAUCGUGCCAGACCAGGUGUCGGACCCCAGCUUCAGCCUGCCCAAAGCCAUGACCUCCAUCCCACGCAACCUCACUUUCGAAUACGGCACAGACAAUGAGGUGACAGGCGUGUUCAGUAAAGAAUACAUUCCUCAGGGGACUCGAUUUGGCCCCCUGCAAGGAGACAUCUACACCAAAGACAACGUCCCCAAACAGGCCAACAGAAAAUACUUCUGGAGGAUUUACAGCGGCGGGCAGCUUCAAAACUUCAUUGAUGGCUAUGACGUCCACAGGAGCAACUGGAUGCGAUAUGUCAACCCAGCACGCUCUCUGGCCGAACAGAACCUGGUGGCAUGCCAGAAUGGCCGGGAAAUCUACUUCUACACCAUCCGACCAGUAGAGCCCAAACAGGAGCUGCUCGUGUGGUACAGCCAGGAGUUUGCGCAGAGACUCUGCAGUCAGCAGGACGACAUCAAACAGAAAUACAUGAGUUCUGAUGAAGACCAUGAGCCAGAGUAUACCAAACAGCACCUACCUCAGCAGACAUGGUUCAAAGAAAGAACAAAGGAAGAAGUGAAAGAUGAGAGGGAUGAUGAAGGAGAGGAGAAGAUCGACGUGGAGAUGUUGGAGAGAGACACUCCCCCUGACACGCCUGACGACCAAAUCAUGGACUUCAGCAAAAAGAUUGAAAAGGAGGAGAAGAGCGACAGGGAUCCAGAGGACCGGGGGAUCAUUCCCUCUCCUCAGCCUGAGCACAGAGAACCAAGUCUGGGAUUGAAUCACCCAUACUUGCCAGAACACCACCCUGCACUCCAAUCUGGGCACCGAAAUCUCCCCCUUCACCUUCACGGCCUCUACGGCCACAGAGAGGGGCUGGUGUCAUCUUAUCCCCUUUACCCUCAGUCCAGACCCCUCCAGCCCACUUACCCUCUCCUUCCUCCAUAUGGCCCCCACUAUCCUCGCCUCCUCCUCCCCUCAUACUCCCCUCCAUUUCCUGGGAUGCUGCCUUCAAGAGGAUCCCUCCGGUACAGCAACUACCUGAGCACAGACGGACUCCCGUAUCCCCCAAUCGGCCCACCUAAUCUACUUCCAGUGUCCCUCCCUUACCCUCCAUCGCCGCAUGGAGGUCUGAAAGAACUAACCCCGAAUGUGUCACCACCACGAGGUGCCCCAGCCACCCCAGAGCUCUCCCCUCUCCCCAAGCCAAGCAGCCAGCACCAGUCCCCUGAGCAGUCUCCCUCUGGCUGCGAGGAGGCCAUGAACCUAACCCUGGCUACAACCAAAAGCAAUCCAGCGCCACGUAAUGGCCCUGGCCACAAAUCCCUACCUUACCCACUGAAGAAGCAGAAUGGAAAGAUCAAGUAUGAAUGUAACAUCUGUGCAAAGACUUUCGGACAGCUGUCAAACCUCAAGGUCCAUCUCCGAGUGCACAGUGGUGAGAGACCGUUCCAGUGUAAUUUAUGUAAAAAGAGCUUCACUCAGCUGGCCCAUCUCCAGAAACAUCACCUGGUCCACACAGGAGAGAAACCACAUGAAUGUCAGGUGUGUCACAAGCGCUUCAGCAGCACCAGCAACUUAAAAACACACCUACGACUACACUCUGGGGAAAAACCUUACCAGUGCAAGCUGUGCAGCACGAAGUUCACCCAGUACAUCCACCUCAAACUGCACCGCCGCCUCCACAGCAGCCGCGACCGUCCCUACCGCUGCCAGCUUUGUGCCCAGGCCUUCUUCCACCGCUUCUCUCUUCGUAUCCACCAGCGUAGCUGCUGCCUGGCUAACGCUCCAGUCAAUGUACACAUUAAAGAAAUGGUGGAGCGGUUUGACGCUAGCCAAGAGGCCGACACGCUCACUGAGGCGGCAACGGCGCCACAGGUGGAAGAGGCUGUUGAGCGAUGGCUGGCUCGUACGUUGGAAGGCGAAGGGAAGGAGGACCAGAAGGAGGCCACCCUACUGCUGAAAGCUCUGACGGUGGCUAUUAAUGCACCAACAAUGCCUAUGGCCCAAUCAGCUGUACCUGCUUCACACCACAGCCCCCCUCUAGCCUAUCAGGAGAGGGCCAGCGUUGUUCAUCUCCACAAACGGCCAACAGUGAAGACAGAAGGACAGUGAGAGGGGAUUGAAAGAACACUUGUAGUGGUAGGAAAUACAAAGAUGGACAUACAGCAUACCAUCAAUCAGGAAAACAGAUGUCGCCAAAUAAAACUCUAUUUUGUCCAAGAGGGACACAACGGGGAAUAUGAGCUUUCCCAAUCCAAUGAGCGCAGCACCAAAAGAAGAGCAUUCCAAAGACUGGGUUAGGGUAUUCAGUGAUUGUACUUCCUCCCAAAAAACUCAGUUUAAAAAAUGAAAAGUGGGCAGAUGUUGCUAAGCUGUGAAGUAUUUAAAAAGUCUUUUCACUCAGGUAGACAAGUGUUUGCUUUUUUGUGCGUUAACUUAUUACUUUUUGGAAAAUUCUAGUUGUCUAUAUUUAUUUAGUUGUAUGAUAUUUUGUUUUUUCUGUUAGUUUUUUUUUUUUUUUCUUCCUUUUUGUUGACAUUUCCAAGGAGAUUUGAUCUCUGGGGAAAACCACAAGUGAACUCAACAAUAACUUGUCACAGUUCAUUGUGCAUUGUUUAACUUUGUGUGACGGUGUGUUUGACCUUCUGGGUGCGUGUGUGAGACGAGUGGAAGUAUAUAUGAAAGUCAGUGCACAAUGAUGACACAAAACACCUUCCUGCUCCCCAACUGUUUGCAAUGUUUUAUUUAUUUAUAAUUAAAAAGGGAAAAUCGAGUAUUGUUAAAAUGUGUGUUAAUAAGCAUUUGCCAAAAUGAUAAUCAAAGAACAUGAACACGUAGAACCGUUAUUUUUGGAUCAGUUAUUCAGCUAAUUUAAACAUUAGAAGGGUAAAAAAAUAUUCAGACAGAGCAUUAGCAUUUUUUCUUCAGCAUCCAGCAACUUCUUUAGACAUCAAAGUAUACAGGCAUACUGUGCAGAAGAAAACCAAAUGAUUCUCUCUCACUGUAUUGUUUUUAGUCCAAACUUAAUGCUGAGUCACUACAGUAAGUGGAUGUAUUUAUGUAGCUUUUCACUGGAUUCAAAUGUUCCAGAUAUUUCUUACAUACAAAGCUUUACUGUAAAUAUUUUUGAACACAAGCUUAAUCCAAAUCUUACUGUAAUUCAGACAUAUCAGUCAGAGGGUCAAUAUACUGCUUUUAGUACAGGCUUAUAUUGCAAACUCAGGUGACUAGCUUUAACUGACUCUAACAGUGGGCACAUUGGUACCUCAUACCCAGCAUUGGACAAUAAAAAUGAGCAACACAGGAGGAGACAUUUCUUUAUAUUGUUAAUAUUGCAACUAGAUCUGUGUGCUUUUGGUGUUAUGAAAAACCAGAAGGUGGGAAACAUUCUUGAAAAUUUUACUACUGAGUCAGUAAUGUACGUCUUUUUAUGAUUUCUUAGGGUUUUUUUGUACCAUAUGUUUAUCUAUGUAGUUUAUUUUUGGAAACAGGUUAUGAGAUGUUGAGAAUUUAUAUG
Thunnus maccoyii (southern bluefin tuna) is the source of this 3568-nucleotide messenger RNA. RefSeq names its product PR domain containing 1b, with ZNF domain (gene prdm1b). Gene Ontology annotation, cellular component: cytoplasm; nucleus. Gene Ontology annotation, biological process: regulation of transcription by RNA polymerase II; cell fate commitment. Gene Ontology annotation, molecular function: RNA polymerase II cis-regulatory region sequence-specific DNA binding; DNA-binding transcription repressor activity, RNA polymerase II-specific; histone deacetylase binding. Bases 1 to 2163 code for a protein of 720 amino acids. The transcript is spliced from 6 exons. Lineage: Eukaryota; Metazoa; Chordata; Actinopteri; Scombriformes; Scombridae. The record is from RefSeq and is a predicted model, not a curated record.